GCGUAAUCAAUUGAGCGGAAAAGCAUUCAAAUCAUUAAUCAUGUCUGCCAAGAGAUCUAAUUCUACCAUUACUCCAGUAAGAACUAGCCAAGCCCCACCACCAGCUGCUUCUUAUUCCCAAGCUAUCAAGGUAAAUGGUUUCAUCUAUGUUUCUGGUCAAAUUCCAUACACUCCAGACAAUAAGCCAUUGCCAGAAGGUGCCACCCUUGCCGAACAAGCUGAACAAGUUAUCCAAAAUGUUUCCAACAUCUUGGAAGCCUCCAACUCUUCUUUAAACCACAUUGUUAAGGCUAACAUUUUCUUAACUGAUAUGCAAGCUCAAUUUGGUGAAUUCAACCAGGUCUACGCCAAGUACUUUAGUGAACACAAGCCAGCCAGAUCUUGUGUUGCUGUGAAAGAAUUACCAUUGGGCGUUCCUUUAGAAAUGGAAGUUGUCGCUGUUGAAAGAGACGAUACCAAGUUGUAAGAGAGUCACAACAAACCAUGAUAUAGUUGAAGUACUCUUAUAUAACUAUAAAUUUCGUUCCAAUACAGGUUAUAUAGACAUAUUAAAGAACAAUUAGUGAAAUACCAAUAUAGCAUGUACAUGUAGUAUUAACUAGUGUGAAUUUCAUAAUGCAUCAAUUUAC
Messenger RNA from Spathaspora passalidarum NRRL Y-27907, 629 nucleotides. RefSeq names its product isoleucine biosynthesis protein (gene MMD1). Gene Ontology annotation, cellular component: mitochondrion; cytosol. Bases 41 to 466 code for a protein of 141 amino acids. The transcript has 3 exons. Lineage: Eukaryota; Fungi; Ascomycota; Pichiomycetes; Serinales; Debaryomycetaceae. Gene Ontology annotation, molecular function: deaminase activity. The record is from RefSeq and is a predicted model, not a curated record.